CAUCCGCCACAAUCACGCGCCACACCGUCCACCACAGGAACCGCCGAGGUUAGGUCAAGGUGCCCAGCAGCAGCAGCAGCAGCAGCAGCUCCGCCAGCACUGAGACUGCCGCCCAUUGCGUCAAGGCUCACUCACCACCACCCACCAUCCUCCCAUCCAUCCACCUCAACCGCCGACCAGGUCACAGCAUCUACUACACACCUACGAAGUACACAGCUCCUAUAUUCGGCGCCCGAGCACCCGGCCGACGCUCGUCUACGACACCGAGAACCAUACACCAACAGCAGCUAGACCCCCCCCCCUCCCCCGCCUCGCGACGCCUUUGCGAGAGCGCAGUUGUCCGUGCGAAGCUCCUCGCCGCGGCCCGAAAGGUCCCCGAGUCAACAUCGAAGCUGAAUCAACCUUCUAGACCACUAUCCUCCACUCUUCCAGUCCGACCGCCGCAGCCAUGGUCGCGGAACUGCCAUGUUAGUCCCCAUGCUCGUCGGUCUCCGUUGAAGGAACAUUCAAGCUGUACGACUGCUGACUCUAUAUCGUAUAGACGCGCUCGACGCGGAGACGCCGCUAAACGCCUCAGAGCUUAACGUCCUGCGUGCUCAGUAUGAAAAGGAAGGCGAUAUGGUCGGCGUCCAAACAAAGUUCAACUAUGCCUGGGGACUCGUAAAAUCCAAUAGCCGCCACGAUCAGCAGCUCGGCGUCCGUCUCCUCUCUGACAUCUUCCGCCUCUCCCCCGAGCGCCGCCGUGAGUGCCUCUACUACCUUGCUCUCGGCAACUACAAGCUCGGCAACUACGGCGAGGCCCGCCGUUACAACGACCUCCUCCUCGACCGCGAGCCCGCCAAUCUCCAGGCUUCGGACCUGCGACAGCUCAUUGACGCAAAGGUCGCCAAGGAGGGGCUUAUGGGCGUCGCCAUCCUGAGCGGUGUCGGCAUCGCCGCUGGCGUCGUCGGUGCUUUCCUCUUUAAGAACGCCCGGAGGAGGUAG
Purpureocillium takamizusanense is the source of this 984-nucleotide messenger RNA. RefSeq names its product mitochondrial membrane protein (gene FIS1). The transcript has 3 exons. Gene Ontology annotation, cellular component: mitochondrial outer membrane; peroxisomal membrane. NCBI's taxonomy places the organism in Eukaryota, Fungi, Ascomycota, Sordariomycetes, Hypocreales, Ophiocordycipitaceae. Gene Ontology annotation, biological process: mitochondrial fission; peroxisome fission; autophagy of mitochondrion. The coding region runs from base 619 to 984 and encodes 121 amino acids. Gene Ontology annotation, molecular function: protein binding. The record is from RefSeq and is a predicted model, not a curated record.